Neospora caninum is the source of this 5814-nucleotide messenger RNA. RefSeq lists its product as uncharacterized. Bases 1 to 5814 code for a protein of 1937 amino acids. The record is from RefSeq and is a predicted model, not a curated record. NCBI's taxonomy places the organism in Eukaryota, Apicomplexa, Conoidasida, Eucoccidiorida, Sarcocystidae. The transcript has 19 exons.
AUGGGCACGAUGAUGUCUCCUCGUCUCGCGGACUGUGUCCUUUUCUUGUUUGCUCUCAUCUUUCUUCACCAUGUAACUGUCUAUAAAGUCUGCGAGGCGAAAUCCUUGCAGAUCAUCCGUCCUCACCACAAUCUUACAGGACUAGAGGUCCAGAACUCCGCAGCCGACUGGGGAAAUGAAGGAAAAGAGAUCAGUUUUGCCCAGACCUACCGUGAGAAGGACAUCUGGUUCGGGUUGCUGUAUUACGAGUACGUCAUCAAUGCGUCGACGACAAUGACUCUCGCCUUCAAGUCGAUGGCCAAGUACGUCUAUACCGCGCCGUUUCUGACCAGGUUGUUCGCCAGCAACCGCUGGCUGAAGUACGCGACGCUUGACUUUCCACAAAAGCAGCAACUCGUCCGUAAAAUUGCCCGUCGCGCCACAUCGAAGUCCCUUUUCUCCAAAACUCCACCAACGGACAAGGUGGCCGAGCUUUUCGCCGACAUGUACCUCAGAAGAGUGACAUCGCGUCUGUCGCGCACCCGCGGUUUCCGCAGUCCCCAGUAUCUCAACAUGAAAGCAAAUCUUACGAAACUCAUAAAAGACUCUAAUGCCUCGACCGAUGCCAUGGACGUUGUCCUCGGCAACAACACUGAGAACAUGUUCACGUGGAUCGAUUCAGUCAGGCAGAAUCCCUUUACGACCGUGAAAAACGUGGUUGUUCACGCGUUCGACAACGGUCUGAGAGGCUUUUCUGGGAUGGCGGAAUGGGAGGUGAACCAAGGGUGCUUUGCUUUAUCCCAGCAGACGCGCCACAUUUUGCCCUUCUCCAGCCUCUUCCCCGGCGGAAUUCUUGGGAAAAUUGGGCAAAAACUAAUGCGGUCCUACAUCAUGUUCUUCCAUCCAGUUCUAGCUAACUUUAAGGGCCUCCUUGCUCUCUUCCUCGGCGUCCUCUGCAAGGUCCGUCUCCCGACUCUCAUAAACGCGAUCUUUGGAGCUAUCUUCCGAGCAAAGCGUCGCGUCGGCCGUUAUGUCCACAAAUACUUCUUCAAAACCAUCGGCUUGCGCAAAGACAUCACGGGGAAAAUGCUCGUUGACGACCUCGUGAGAGGGUCCGGAGCCGUCAUGGUCACUUUACUCUUCCAGCUACACGGUGUCGAUAUCGACGCCAUAAGUCGGCGCGGCGAAAAAGUCGAAUCAGGUGUCCUCGCUGGCCAGGGUGUCUGGGCCAUGUCCGAUGGGCUGUUUGUUGGCUUAAAGGACUUCGCUCAUCUGUUCCGGGCGUACUUUGACAGAUACGUCAACCUCACCUCUGGAAUCUACACCUACUGCUCAAAGCAAACGACGACUUUCUUCUCCGAGUCAGAACUUGAUGAAUUUUACUGCGACAGGAACAAGAGUUACCUCACUGUCAUAGAGCAAGACUUCUUCGGAUUGGCCUCGAACUUCCUCAACCACAUGGUCAAAUGCCUCAAGAUGGAUUUGAAGUACUUUGAGGGCUACUUGGCGAACAUCAUGUCCAUUUUCUAUGAGAUGACGUUUGCUACUCUCGAAAGCGACAUCGUGAGCGCCAUUAACGCGACCCAUGGCCGAGCCCCGCACCAACUGGAGCUGGAGGCCAUUCUGAGGCGGCGGCACCAAGCGAGUAAUCCACCAAGAGAGGCGGAGAUGCCCCGCACGAUGUUCCGCAAACCGUGGAUGAGGCUUGCCAUCAGGAAACUUGCGCACGGGUACUUUUCCUCCGCCGCCGGCUUGGCUAUGAGGUCGCUUCUGAACCAAGCUGGACGAGAAAGGACACCAAAGUUUCAAAAGCUUCUGGAUAAAGCUUUCCAGCGCGUCGAGGAAGGGUCCAAGCUCAUUCGAUCUUCCAUGGCGGUGAUCCUGGGACGUUUCUUCAACAGUCAAGCGCUGAUUGCUAGAGCGCAAGAACAGACCGUGCGCAUGAAGAUGUUUGAAUUUAUUAACAAAUGCCAGAACCCAGAAGAUCCCAACCACCGCGACGUGUGUGGGAACAAUGUCACAACCAACAUCGAUGAAGUCAAAUUCAUAUCCAAGUCUCUCCUCUCGCUUAACAUCGGUAUUAUGGCGAGUCCUCGAGAUUUGAUCCUAACGCAAAUUAUGGAAACGGACCCCACCAAGGGAGCAGUUGACCCGACACAGUUCUUCGCGGAAUGGGAGGCCUGGCUGCAAGGCAAAGGCUAUACACCCGCAAACAAAGGCAAGGAGUUUCUGCUGUACGCUCAAGAAAUCAAUCAGAAAGAAAAGAUACUCCCCUUCGUGGAAGCUGUGAGCCAGACGCUGCGCGACAGGCUACGCUUCGGGCGCUUCGACCAGGAAGGCAUGGACGCUCUCCGCCUGUCUGACGUUAACGGACGUUCGGCAAUUUUCCGACAUCGCCUCAAGGAGAUCCGUCCAGAUCCGCUCGAUGCACCUGCGACUUUUGAAGUGAUCAACGUGAAUGAGGGAGUCUUGCGAUUCACCUCGAAACCUGGAAUCCCUUUCGAGGGGAGUCUGGAAUAUGCUGACGAUCGAAAGGAGCUUCGCAACAUCCAGCGGGAUCCACUGGCUAUAAAGGAGCUUAUGGUCUCUCAGCUGAUGCAGAUCAAGCCUCGACUGAGCGCUGAAAUGACUGCAACUUUGAUGAUGGUCUUGCACCGAUACAGCCCUUCCUUCCAUAAGCACAGCUUCGCCACAUUCCUGCAGAACUUGUCACCCAAAAUGUUCUUCGACGGUCUCUUGGCCUUCGCGGACCAGCACCAGCAGCAGGGCGAAGCUACCGUCCAGCUGGACCGUCGACUGUACUCUUUCUCCAUGAGUUUUCAAACAUUCAAGGACAUCAUUUUCAACUCGCUGAACACGAUGGUGCUUCGCAUGCAUUCACUUGACACUGCUGACUCCCUGUCGGUGUUUCUCGUCGGUCUGGUGCACUACGCCUUCCAGAAAAUCCAAAAGAACAGGACGGGAAGAACCCUCGUUAUGCAGCAUUUCCAGCGGAGUCUGGUGCAUGUCAUGCAGUCGGUGGACGCCGACCGGUUCCUGACCGAUUUCCCCGAGUGUCGGUUCCUGGUUGAAUCAAAUGCAGCGGUCGACGAGAUUGUUGCCAUAAAGUGCACGGUAUACCGAUUCGUUAAACUCCGCUCUCUCGAACUGCCACGGGCCAUGCAACCUGACGUGGAAGAAUCGAAAAUGACGGAGACGCGGGCGCGCGCGUACGUGAGCGGCUUUCUUGAAUACCUGGACGCCUUGCGGUCCGAGAGGACGAGUUGGUCAUCCUUUUUGAAUUACAAGGGCUUCGUGGAGACUGCGGAGCUGUACAAAGAGACAGUAGGCUCCUACAGCUUCGAAGAGCUGGAACGUCAGAUCAAGGCGGAACCGAUCACUGACCUCAGUGCGUUAGAACAGAUGCGAGCGAUGAUGGAUCCCUCGCUUGGGCACAUCAUUCCUCCGAAAAAGGACGAAGGCACAACCCAGGUCUUCCGGAGGAUUUGGGACAACAUGGGAGAGCUCUCGAGUGGUGUUCGCCACAAAGUGCGCAAGGCGCUGAAGCAGCUGAAGAGCCGGAUGAUCAGCAUUUUUGGCAGCACGAGCAUCCCUAAGGCGAUCAGGCCAUUUAACGUGAUGAACAGCAGCCAAUUCUUCGGCGCAUUGGAGCACGCAGAAUUCCGAGCCUUUCCCGAUACAAAGGCCCCACCAGAAGAUAUCCUGAGGGCCUCUGACUUGACCAUCUUUGGAAGGGUGCUUCUCACUCUCGAGGCAACGCCACUUUAUCUUGACAACCCGAAGCAGAUGGCUGACGUCGUCAUGCAAAUGCGCGCGAUCCCGUUUUAUUCUCUGGAAUGCCAAGAACUGUUUCGCGAGAUCAAAGAAACCGUGGGGCAGAUGUCUCAUGAAGACCUGAAAGUCGCGGUGGGCUGGAUGCUGACCUUCAACAUCGGCAAGGGUCUGACGGGCAGCACCGUGGCGCUCGGGCUCCUGGCCCUAGCAGGCGUCCGCUUCACAAACAGUCAAAUCACUCACCAGGAUAAAAUCGGGAUUCUCACGGCGCUCGAUGCUGACACCCUUCGCUUCAUCAAAAAGAUACUUCUCAUGCCCAUGGUGUUCAGACACAUGGCGUCACUCACUGACGGAGAAGCGAUGAGCCUCCUCCGCUUUGUUCCUAAGGCCACCUUGCUGGUCGCGUACCCGGCAGCUACCCGGUAUUUGCCAUUGUCGGAGCCAGUUAUCGUGGUGGACGCAAUCGACAAACUCGUUGAUUCAAAGGCCAUAGACGUGGUGCAAGCACAGUUGGGCCAGGUCGCCCUGCUCCCAGGAGAGUCAAAUCAUGAAGCAGUUUGCCGAGUCAUGAUCACUAGAAUCGGACAGGAGUUGGAGGUGUCCGCCGAAGACGCCAUGAAAUUCUGGACGCGCUCACAAAUGUUCUUUGACAAGCGUCUUCCAGCGGCCUGCAUCCUGCUGAUUCAUCUGCGAGCCAUGCGCGAGCAAAACAUUCAGCAGACGACUGUGACUGCCCUUAUUGACACACUGUACUACAAUGGCACGCCAGUGAACGACUACCUUGCUUUCAUCUCAAAGAAAGGAGCGAAUGAGCUUGAACGCCAUAGGCAAAUUGACCGAAUCGGGUCUCUUUUAACAAUUGUGUAUGUGGCUGUCGUGAGCGGCUCCCUUCAAGUGGAUGCGAGCUUUGUGGGCUACAGCGACGAGACAAAGAUUUUAACUUUCCAUUCACGAAGAAGCUUUCGUGGAGCUGAGGUCUCGCUUCUUAACGCCUGCGUACAGGCUACCGCACAUAUCAUGGGCUCUCCGAAAGAAAAACCCGAAAUUUUCCAAGUUUCCCUGAGCAGCUACCUUGUAGGUGAGUGGUUCCGUUUCGUGGAGCCGAAACGCCUCGAAGCGUAUGCGGAGGCAUACCGCGCUGCAGGUGGCUUCCAGAACAUCAGUCGAGAGACCCUGAAAAAUAUCAGCACGGUCUACGUCUACUACGAUAUUGGAGACUACUUCUUUUCGAUGCGACAGCGAUCCCCCUAUCCUGUGAAAGAGAUAGUGAAGCAAGCGAGCUUGAACAUGAUUACGGACGAUGCGACGCUUGACGACUUCGGAGCGGCAAUGGUCGCAGUUGAUAUGAGCGAACGGAUUAAACAGGCAAAGAUCAAAUGCUACGAAGACGCCCUCAAAGACUACGCGGAAUACGUUGGCAAGAGCCGCAUCGCCCAGGAAAUGAUGAAGCUUGACUGCGUGCAUAAUUAUCUCAUUGACCUCGGUUCUCUCGGCUACUCUGCCUCUUCUAUCACUUCCCAACAAAAGGAUCAAAUCAUUGCAGUUCUAGAUAAAGCUUUUGCGGCGAAAUGCGAAGAAAUGUACACGGCUCUUAUUGGAUCAAACCCCGACAUCCAGAAGCUGAAGCAGCAGGCGUGGGCCUUUGCCACGCUGCCCCACAUCUCUUUGAAUAACGCCUCGCGUUUGGCAACAGUCGGCAAUAUGUUACAUACGCUCAUUACGGAAAUCACCGCAGGGACUCCUUGGGCCGAUGUUGCAGACGGAAUCGCGAAGGAGAGGACCAACGUGCUGUGGGAGCGCGUGGGCGACGUAUCCCAGAGAACUCAGAUAUAUACAGCGGUUGAUCGCCCUUAUCUGUUCAAUCCGUUUGCCGUCACUCUGGACUUCCUGAUCUACGUGAAAACGAACAGAGCUCAAAGUUUUCGGUUACCGAAGAUACUCCUAAUGAAAAGAGCCGCUGUUCUGAAGGAACUUCCUUUCAGGAAGAAGACGACCCCACCGGGUAUGGCGGACUAUAAGCACAGAGCAGCGGCAUUCAAGGAUGCCUUCUUUGCGCCCUAA